Messenger RNA from Corythoichthys intestinalis (scribbled pipefish), 10370 nucleotides. It is a transcript of the gene npm1b, whose product is annotated as nucleophosmin 1b. Gene Ontology annotation, molecular function: histone binding; chromatin binding; RNA binding. NCBI's taxonomy places the organism in Eukaryota, Metazoa, Chordata, Actinopteri, Syngnathiformes, Syngnathidae. The transcript has 11 exons. Gene Ontology annotation, biological process: regulation of centrosome duplication; ribosomal large subunit biogenesis; ribosomal small subunit export from nucleus. Gene Ontology annotation, cellular component: ribonucleoprotein complex; centrosome; nucleoplasm. The coding region runs from base 50 to 919 and encodes 289 amino acids. The record is from RefSeq and is a predicted model, not a curated record.
AUACGUCCAUCAUAGUGACCUACGGAAGUAAAACCCACACACAACAAAGAUGGAAGGCGAUAUUUCAGACAUGAACAGACCGCAAAUGUAUUUAUUUGGUUGUACCCUCAAAUCGGACAAACGUGAGUACAAAGUUGACGUCAACGACGAUGAAACGGAGCAACAGCUGUCCCUUAAAGCGGCCUGCCUGGGAGCAGAGGCUGAAGACAAAUUCCACAUGGUGGAGGUGGAGGCCCUGACUUAUGAUGGAAAGGCCACCAAAGUACCACUGGUUAUGCUGAAGCCAUCUGUCCUGCCUUCGAUGGGUUUAGGCGGAUUUGAGAUCACGCCGCCAGUAACUUUGCGUCUUCUGUCAGGUUCCGGACCAGUGCACAUUAGCGGACAGCAUUUUGUCAGUGUGAAAGAUUCAGACAACGAAGAGGAAGAACACAACUCAUCGCCGGUGAAGCGUCCAGCUGGUCAGAUGAUGGGGAAAAAGUCCUCACUGAAAAAGCUCAAGAUGGACUCCGAGGAAGACAGCGAUGAGGAUGAUGACGAUGACGAUGAUGAUGAAGAUGAUGACAGUGAUGAAAAUGAAGCCACGCCCCAGAAGAGCACAAAAAAGGGCCCAGAAAUGUCGAAGAAGGCCAGCAAGCUGAAACAAAAUGGCCCUGCACCGAAAGCGUCAGGAUCGGGGGUUAAACCACAGAUCAAGACACCUGUUCCAGGAAAAGACAAAGCCCAGACCGGCCCGUCUAAAUCUCUGUCUUUGGCUGAGAUAAAGAGCAAGUUGUCGGCAUCAGCUAAAGAGGGGAAGCCGAUGCCCAAGACGGAGCAGAAGUUUGAGAACUAUGUCAAGAGUUCCUUUAAAAUUGCAGACAAACAAGUGGUCAAGGACCUGUGGGGUUUUGUGAAGACGCUGAAGAUGGAGCAGAAGUAGACGCCCUCUGACUUUGAACGCCUUUGUCCGUUUUUGCAUCCGUCGGGUGAUUUACGGGCACAGUCGGCAAGAUUUCCUACUUCUUUUCCACGUACGCAUCGCUAAUAGCAUCUGACUCGGACGCGUGACAACAUUAUUUCACUCGGGAAACAUUUAGCGGGAGAGUGGUUUUGCUCUAUGCGGAAGCUGCCGUCUUGUCAGUCUGCACCACCUAUAGCGGAGCGAAGUGACGGCCCAGCCAGUUCAGACCUGCCACUUUCCGCAUUAAAAUAACUACGGUAAACACACGUCAGUGACACCUGUUCGUUUUACACUUGGAGCACGUACAUUCAAUAUGUGAUCAUAAUAUUUUUAAAGUUUUUUAUUUUACUUAGAGAAGAUCUGUAAAAUCACCAGAAAUCCCAAGAUACUCAGAGUAUCAUACCAGAUAUCUACAAAUAAUGGCUUUGUGUUUUAGAAUAACUGUUCAAAUUGGUACUUUAGUCAACAGUUACCCAUAUCUUCUUUUAAAUUGUAAACACACUCAUGACUGUCACUUAAAGGGGAAGUUCUUCAAGUUAGCGAGGGUUUAAUUAGUCGGUGGAGUUAAGUUCAACAACGUCUGUGUAGUUUGUUAGUUUCAGGGCUCUGGAGUGGCUAAGCUAGCGCGAGUCAAUUUGACCAUCUCAGCAUGCCAAUAAAAAACAACGUAUGCACACAUGAAAAUCAUUCAAUCAAUAGUGUUGGCUUUGUUUUCAGGAUAAAGUUAUUAAAACAUACCAUUACAUAUCAAUAAUUGCAGUAUAAACAGCAACAUUUGUGAUCCAGAAGCUCUGCAGCGGAGCAGGGCGGAGUGAUAUCAAAUCGGGUUUUUUCACCGCUGAUUUUAUGUCGUAACCAGCAGCAGGUAACCAGUUUAUAUUGUUCCUUGUUCUUCAUAGGGUAUUUGAGGAAAUCUUCCUUUGCCCAUUUCUUCUGUCUGUUUCCACAGCCUCUAAAUGCACAUUUCGCCAUGUUGCCGGCCGUCAGUUAACUCAGCAGACUGAUGCUGCAUUUGAGGAAGGUGGGAAGUCCAGAGUUUCCAACCUCUGAUCUGGAAAAAUAUCAUUAGUACGUCUCCACUAUUUGAGCGAUUACGAUAAGGCAGGUUUGCUGGAGGUCAAAAUGUCUUUUGAUGACCAAAAUAAAAAAGAACUUGUCGCGAUCAGCCAUCUUUGCUGUUUACAUUCGCUUGGAAUGUUUUAAGGUCGCAACUGGUUCCCUCCGAGCAGGAUGAGUCUGACUUCCCACCUUCCUUGAAUCCAGCGUGAGCACGAGUGGCCGAAGCACUCCUUUCUACUGUGGUAGUAUUACGCAUCUAAAAAAAUAGUCCUGCAGAAUGAAGUGAAUUAAGGCAGUUUGGUAUGACAUUGUUUUGGCAGCAUGGGUGUUUUGAAAUUAUUUGACAAUGUUGGAUCUGUUCGUAGAUUUGUAUCGUUUUUAAUGGCAUGCUAUGAAGGUGCCAUUGACUCGCGCUAGCUUAGCCACUACGGAGCCCUGAAACUAACAAAUAACUUGCAAACUGCACGGAAUUUUUAAAAAUCAACUCCAACAAAUAAUUAAACCCCUGCUAACUUGACGAUUAAUCCUAAUGUAAAGAAAUUCUGAACUUUUGGUUUAAGUUUGACACCUAUGCAUGAGGUUUCUUCUUUCUGAAACUAGCACCACUAACUGAUGACACUUUUAGGACACCAGAUUGGCGAAAAGGUGUCCUCUUAAUCAGUUGAAAUAAAAUUCUGAACCCAUUGUGACCUUCCCCAGAAGAAUUUUAACAUCUCUGAUGCCAUAUUUUAAGAAUUAAAGCUCGUUUUUUAUUUUACUUACCGAAGAUUUUUUUUUUCGUUCAUUUUUUUUUUUUUUUUUAAAGAAAGUACGUUGGCCCUGAAACACAACGACAAAUCAAAAAACACCAUGGCAAAUUAAAAACACAACGGCAGAUAACAACAAAAAAACUAGGGCUGUCAAACGAUUAAAAUUUUUAAUCGAGUUAAUUACAGCUUAAAAAUUAAUUAAUCGUAAUUAAUCGCAAUUCAAACCAUCCAUAAAAUAUACCAUAUUUUUCUGUAAAUUAUUGUUGGAAUAGAAAGAUAGGACACAUGAUAGAUAUAUAUACAUUCAACCUACGGUACGUAAGUACUGUAUUUGUUUAUUAUAACAAUAAAUCAACAAGAUGACCAUUGACAUUAUUAACAUUCUGGUAAAGCGAUCCAUGGAUAGAAAGACUUGUAGUUCUUAAAAGUUAAAUGUUAGUACAAGUUAUAGAAAUUUUAUAUUAAAACCCCUCUUAAUGUUUUCGUUUUAAUUUGUAAAAUUUUCAAUCAAAAAAUAAACUAGUUGCCCGCCAUUGUUGAUGUCAAUAAUUACACAAUGUUCAUGGUUGUGUGCUGAAGCCCAUAAAAUCAGUCGCACCCAAGCGCCAGCAGAGGGCGACAAAACUCCCAAAAACACAAGUAACAAGUGGACAUUGCACUUUGCUGUCAUUUUAAUCUGUUUGAGCGGGGCAUGUGCGUUAAUUGCGUCAAAUAUUUUAACGUGAUUAAUUUAAAAAAAUUAAUUACCGCCCGUUAACGCGAUAAUGUUGACAGCCCUAAAAAAAACUAAUCAAAAAACAAAACGCCAGAUCACAUAACAAAAUUAACACAUUAAAAAACACAACGCCAAAUCACAUAACAAAAAAAAAAAAAAAAAAAAAAAAGCACAACAGUAAAUCACAUAACAAAAAAACAAAUCAAAACACACAACGACAAAUCCAAAAAUGAAAUUAGAUUAAGGAACCGUAAGUGGUAGGUCGGUACCAGUCAAAAAGUACACUCAUCGCUGAUUGGACGAAUCUACCGUCAAGGGUAGGUACUGAUAAACUUGGAAAUUAUUGCGCGUAUGGUGUGGUAUUUGAAAAUAAGCGUGAAUCAAAGACGCGGACGUGACUGAUUUGCUGUUGUGUUUUUUAAUUUGUCGAUUUUUUUUCUAAAUUGUUUUUGUUAUGUGAUUUGUCGCUUUGUUUUUUAAUUAGUUUUUUUGUUAUGUUAUUUGCCUUUGUGUUUUUUAAAUUAUUUUUUUGUUAUGUAAUUUGGCAUUUUAUUUUUUAAUUAUUAUUAUUUUUUGGUUAUAUUUUUUGCCGUUGUGUUUUAUGAUCUGCUGUUGGGCUUUGCACUUCAGGGCCACCGUAAGAAUAAACUAUAAAAUAACCAGAAUUUGCAAGAUAUUCAGAAUAACAUACCAGAUAUCUACAAAUAAUGGUUAUGUGUUUUAGAAUAACUGUUCAAAUUGGUACCUUAGUCAACUGUUAGCCAUAUCUGCUUAUAAAUUGUAAAGACACUCAUGUCUCUGGCUUAAAUUUGACACCUAUGUAUGAGGUUUCCUCUUUCUCGAACUAGCAGCACUAACUGAUGACACUUGUAGGACACCAGAUUGGCAAAAAGGUGUCCUCUUUAUCGGUUGAAAUAAAAUCCUGAACCCACUGUAGCCAUUCCUAGAAGAAUUUAAACAUCCCUGGUCUAGAUAAACCUUUAAAAAGUCUGAGAGUGAAACAAACACUACUUGACAAAAUGCAAUACCAAUGCCUCCUGUGAAUUAAUGUAUUAUCAGUGUGUACAUCUUACAUUUUAUUUCUAGUUCUUUUUUUUUUUCUUUUUUUACCGCAAAUGCAUGUGACCAUGUUUUUUGAAACAUUUUCCAAGAAAAAGAAACGGUUCGAGUUUGAAGUCUACACAAAAGGGUGUAAAUCCUACAACAGUAGCUAUAAAACGCAAAGCACCUGCAGAUGUCACAUUUAUUGCAUUCAGGUGCUCCGCGAUGUUUAAUUGCGUGCCUGCUGAGAUUGGCAUCUCACUUUACUCGCCCGUUCUGCCGCAAAAACUGACUGCAGAAGCUCCGCGGUUCCGCGAUAGCGCACGUCCUUGUCGGAUGCAGUAAUUAACAACGCGAUAGGAAAUAUUGCUGAAUGUGCCUUUAAAUGUCUCUGCCCUAAACUAAGAUUCGUCCAUUUUUCUGUGAAUGACAUUUUUGUUGCUUUGGAUUUUUUAUACUUGCUUGUACAGUUUGUGUGCUUUUAGGUCUGUUUUGCACCAAAGUCUCAGUUUGGUUCUGCGCAGUUAUUAAAUUGAUCAACUCCAGAAUGAUUGGAACUAGACACAAACACACUCUGCGGCAACUCUUACAUAUCUUUCCAUCUUUUUCCUAUGUGCAGACCCACAUUUUUUUCCGCUUGAUGUUCUUCCAGAACCACACCUGGUUCUCGUGCAUCAGAAUUCUUUCCUCUUCUUUUUUAUGCUUUUCCUCAACUUAUUGGAUGCAAAUUUGUAUUAUUACCAUUUUUUUUUUAUGUCAACCCCUCCCUCCUAGUACGUAUGAAACUGAAACUAAUUUUGCUAGGACUUUGAUUAAAUUCACAAGAUUCGCGUUCAUAAAUGUUGAAAUGAUUAAACAUUUUUCAUCAUCAGUCCCACACAGGUUUGUGAGCAGAUUGAGUAUUCUUUUAGACUUGUCUAAUCGGAUCUUUGCUGACUUUGGUAAAUGGAGGUAUACUUGCAGCGCCUUUCCACCUUCAAGGCCCUCAAAACGUUUUACACUACAUCCCCAUCCACCUACUGGUGACGCAGCACCAAGAGCAAUGUGGGGUUCAGUAUCUUGCCCGAGGAUACUUGGGCUAGGUUCAUACUGCAGGUCUCAAUGCGCAAAUCCAAUUUUGUCGUGUUUUUCCAAUUCAAGUGAUGCAUUAAAUUCACGGUCUGAAUGGGACAGAUCGCAUAAAAGUGGACCAUUUCAAAUCUGAUCUGAGUCUAUUUUGUAUGUGGUUUAAAUCCGAUCUGGGCAACAUUUUUCUAGAAUGUGGCGGCGGUCUGAACUGCCAAGUCAACCAAAGUGGAAUUCAUGCAGAAACUAUGUCAGCAAAGCGCGAGAGCGGCAGGCAGGACGGCAGCGAUGUAGCCGUGUUAUCGCCUAGCUUGAACACGGCUUUUGAGUUGGAGGCGGGCUUGACCACAGUGAUAAAAAAAAAUAAAUAAAUAAAAUGAAGAAAAGGAUAAGCCUGAUGAUGCUAGGUUUUCUUUCUGUGCGCCAAAUAAGCAAAAUUUCAGUAUUGCUUACAUGGCUGAGUCGCGGCAAACUGAUCCACACACAUAAGGGGCCGUUUACAUGGUGAUUCUCCAAGAAUACGAAAAAUUUCUAAUUUGCGUUUAUAUGGGCCUGUCUCCAUUCGAACAAUGUCGCAAUUCCGCAUGAAAACGAUGUAGUUUUCAUGCCAGGCCCUAGGGGGCAGUGCAGAUUUACAAGGUGACAGUGAAUGAUGCACUUUGACCCCACUUAGCUCCUCAGCCCGGAAAAAAAUAUGCCCGCCCACUCAAAGCAAUGGCAUUUUUCUUUUGUUCAAAAAGGCACAAAAAUGGAAACAUUCAACAUAUUUAAUUUUAAAAUAUUAUUAAAACAGUAAAUUAAAGCCAACGUUCCACCAUGUUUUCUGUUUUUAAUGUUUAGUACAACCGCUGCGCACGCCCAAUGUGACGUGUAAGAGUGCUGACGUUAUCGGUGCGGUCUCGCGCCGUGGGACUCCCCCCUCAAUCCACCGCAAUCGAAUUCUUCCACUUUGGAGACAGGACUCAGAAUUUUUCGUCUUCGCCUUCCGUGUUCGGCGAAACCAUAUGCACGCGAGGCCAUUCCGCUACUCAGUCAUUGCGUCUUUGUGUCGCAGAGUCGCCAUGUAAACUGUCCCUAAGUUUUAUGUGUGUGUGUGCAUGCGUUCUAUCAAUCCAUAUAAACUUUGAAUAUAAGGCUAAAUGGGGAUAAUUAAUGACGGUGAUUUGAUUUGUAUCCUCAUUUUGGGAAUCAAAAUAUGAUCACAAUGAAACGAUGUAUAGCCAGCAUGUGUAGUCAUUUGUUUUGAUGCUUCUGCGCACGCAAGUCAGUCUGCUCAGCGCGUGUCGGACAGCGAAUUAGUGCGAAUGCGAAAUACUUGAACGGCUCAAUGGACAAAGGCAGUCUGAACGUGCACGCCAAAAAACAGAUAUGACAAAAAAUCGGAAUUUUGCAUUAAGACCUGCAAUACCUGCAGUAUGAACCUAGGGUUGGGGAACGACCACUCUAGCACUGAGCCACAUCACUACGAUAUGUGACUGUAUCACAUUGAAAGGGAAUAAGAGGAACCCCGUUGAUUGCCGGCAGGUUAAGGCUUUGUUCAGACUGGCAGUCAAAAUCCAAUUUUUAGCCCUUCCAGAUUGAAAAUGGAUGGCCUUUUAGUAGUCUUAACAAUCUCCAAGCACUGAAAUCUGACGCAAGACGCAUUGAAACCACAUGUGGGAGGUAGUUUCAUAACGGAUAUGGACAACGUGCUUCUCAGGCGCAACAGGUCAGAUUGGCUUUGACAGCCUGUGACGUCACACUAUGAUGGAUGACGCUUUCGUUGCCACAUCAACCUGUCAGUUAUGUCAAUAAUAGGGCAUAGACCUCAUUAUCAGUUGGCGAUACAGCUCCUACGGACAUUAUGCCACCGCUUCCCGUAGGGGGCCGGGCCAGGCAGAGCGUCGUGUAAGCUGUCACUGUGAUCAACUCAAACACACGCUGCGUUCUAAUGCCGGAUUUAGGUGGAAACAGGACGAAAGUUUUAGCAUACAAGCAGGCAUGAGUGUUUCAAGAGUGAUUUGGUCGAGGAUUCAAGAUAAUUAUUAUAUAAAAUAGCACCAUGCAUGCACUUUGAAACGUUGUGAAAAAAAUGAAAUGGAUGGAAAAAAUUAGCAUAACUUUAGCUGAAAUAUUUCGGUAAAAUGAAUGACACCUGCCCGUUGUUUUGCUUUUAACCAAGAUUCUAGACUGUUUUGCGUUCAUAUCUACAUAUAGAAAUUACAGGAUUUACACAUUUAUUUACAAAAAAAUGUUAACUUCAAAAGUUCUUUGUUUUGUGAUAGCCGCCAUGUUGGAUUUUGUAUCCAUACACAAUGGUGUAACUUUACAUUCAAAUAAUCAGUUAAUUUUCAGUUAGCUGCUUGUUUUUUUGUUUUUUUGUUUUUUUUUGGGGGGGGGGGCAAAAAUGUGUAAUAUAGACAUUUCUGCAUCCAUACAAAAAUUAAUUUGUGUUUUAUGUAACAUGUCAAUCCAAAAAUUCUGCAAAACAACUGAUAAGAAGGAAAAACAAGCUAUCUUCAUUCUUCUGCUGUAAGUUUAUCACGAUUAGACCAAUCCAUUUGAACCGGGAGGGUGGCAGCGAAUGAACCCCUCCCUCUUCAGACGGACCCCUCCCACUUCUAUGGCAGUCAGUGGCAGCCAAUGCCAGGCAACAAAGUCAUUUUGGGCCAUUUAGGGUCAUUACCUGUUGAUUUUCAGUCAUUUCUUGUUGAUUUUAGGGCAUCUUGUGGUUCACUGCCUGUUGAUUUUGAGGCAUUUUAUGAGUCACUUCCUGUUGAUUUUGGAUUACAGCCGGGAUUUAUUAGUCAGUGACUCAAACUCAACAGAAGGUGACCUGUAAAUGCCCAAAAAUGAACAGAAAGUGACCUGUACUGUAAAUGCCCCGAAAAUCUGAAAGAGUGACCGUGAAUGCUCUGGUUCGUUCAUUCGGCCUUCCCUGUCUUAAGUGAUUGGGCGUUGAGCGCCGUCAACGGCAGUCAUAGCGUUAGCUGAGACACGAUUAUGGUGGAAGAUUUUGGUAGCAACUUGUUGCUCCCUUAAUAUAUAUUUUUUUAACAUUGACACCUUCUUAAAACGAUAUCUCGUUUCAUGACAUGAGCGUAUCGAUGCAAAAUAUCACGCUGUAUUACCAUUUCGAUAUUUUGUCAGACCCCUAGUCAAUAAUGUGGCCUAGUCUGAACGGUCCGAGAUCUGAUUUGGACACUUGCUAAAAAUAAGUGUGAACAGUCAGCCCUAAAAAUCGGAUUUAAAGAGGUUUCCAAGUGGAAUCAGAUAUGCCUGCAGUCUGAACGCAGUCUUUAGUCUCCUGUGAUCAUGCUCUUUACACUGUUUAGCCCAAACUGUUUUCCCAACAGACUAAAGCAGUAGAAUCACUUUACACACACCUCACAUUACAGGAUAAUCAAUUGCUCAGGAAUAGCUUUCAGAGAUAUCGCAUAAACGAGCUAAAAUACAUAAUGAUACCGAUUGUCGUUACGCAUUGGGCUUGUUUAACAAGCAAAAUCAAUAUGAGCUCUAUAAAACCAGCACAGAUGUGUUUACCUGAAAAAAAGAAAAACAUCAUUAGUCACAGGCUCGCAGCAGUUCGUUUACAAGUCGGCCGUCGUAUAUUUUAAUGUACCCGCUAACGGGAAAAUCCUAUGAUUAAGCAAGAUAGUCCCCUUUUACUACAGCGCUAUCGAUAAUUAUGAGUUUUUUUGUUUUUUUUUCAAUCGGAAUGACAGAAGAGUGAAAAAUGAUGUCACCUCGACAGAAAGCACAUCAGGCGCUUUAAUUGCUUGCACUCUGAAUGUCUCGACGGCUACAAGCGUGCUCUCAAUCUGUGCUUAUUAUGUGUUUAUGGCACUGUAUAGUUCCUUUUACGAGGCAAAUGUUGGCACUCAGAUGCCAUCUUGAACUGCUCGCGUGAAUCCAUUAAUCAUUACGUACUUCAUCUCAUCAAAUAGGUAUACCUUCCUUCCUGAUUAUCUAAUUUUAACUAGAUUUAGUGGGGAAGUCUGACUUGAGGCCAUUUUUUUCCUAUAUAGUUGAAUCAUUGAAUGACGUCAUUGCUUUUAUCAAUUGAAUGAAGUGUUUUUCUAUUAGUGAUUGUGUUUUUAAGCAGCUGAGGAAAUGGUUUUUGUGUGUGUUUGAAAAAGAUGUGUUGCAGCUUUUGAUUUUUUUUUUUUUACAUUAAAAUCUCCUUGUCCCUCUUGCUCAACAUUUUUGUUGUUUUAUACUUUUAUUAUUCCCUAAUAUGGCCAUUUUACUGUACGUUUUGAAGCGCAUACCCGAACAAAACAAAAUGAGUUUGCUGUAAAAAACAUACUACUGUACCAUUAUGAAGCUGCAACUGUUGUGUAUUCUUACAACAGAACAUGUAUGCUAGAAGCAUGUAUUUUAUUCCAGGCAUACAUAAGAGCAUAUGAAAUUCAUAACACAUAAAAUCCAAAGAUGGGCAUGGUCAUUCAUCCAAAAAUUUGACAAAAGUCGAACAAAUUAGCUUAGCCCCCCCCCCCCCCCACCCCUUAUUUUUGUUUAAUAUACCUGUAGUUUUAUUAUUUACCAAGCAUUUUCUUACAACUCAAUAAGUCAGCUCAUUUACAUUAUUUCUCAUUGGAAAGAAAAGAACUGCAAUCAGACCUAUUUGGGAGUCUACCAACUUUAGACAAUCCACUGGAAAGCUUUGACUCUUACUUUUUUUUUAACAUUUCAUGAACGACUACUGGAGGUGGAUGACAAUGGAGUAUAUAAAAUAGACCUUUUAUUGUUAACUAACCUGUAUCAUAUGCCAAAAUAAAGGGACGUCAACCCCCUAACAAUGCAUUAUUAUUGAUUUAUU